AUGUAUAAUGAGCGUUUUACCAGUGCUGUGGGAAUUCCCAAGCAGGAUGACACCAUCUUCGAACUUCGUAUUAAUUUGUGUCCCCGACUCACACCUUUAAGUCCCCGGCCUGGUGCGAGCAUCCUAACAGGAGGCAAAGAUCCCAAAUCGCCAAUUGCACGUUGGGCGCGGCCCUUCCGUCAGCAGGUGUCUUCAGAGGUCGACGCCUGGCACGCAGCAGGUGCUCCCCAAACGUCCAGUCCCUCGUCGGCUUUCCUCGGUUCCCCGUCCACCCCCAGACGCCUCUCCUCGGACACCGGGCACUGUCCCCAAGGAGAGCCGCUCUCCCUGGCGGGGCCUGGCCGUGCGCCCUCCCGGCAGCUCCGCGGCCGGCUCGGCAGGCGCCUCCCGGAGGCCUCCUACGUGCGCGCGGGGCUGCGGGGCUCCCGGGGCUUCCAGAGCCACCCGGACAGGCGGGAGCAAGGACGGCUGCGGCCGCGCGCUCGUCCCACCCCUGGGCUGCACGGCGGGCCUCGCGGAGGGAGGGCCGGGCGCCCCCUCGCACCUGCCGCCCCGCGCCCGGCCAGGACCCGGAGGCCCGUCCGUCCCGGCGCCCCCGGGGGUGCGGCUCCCGCGGCUCCCGCGGCUCCCGCGCUCCCGGCCCCCGCGCGCCCCCUCCCGGGAGGCGGGUGCCGGGGAGCCCCGCCGCCGCCCCGCGCGCAGCGGCAGGCAGCAGGCAGCAGGCGCCCGGCCGGCCGGGAGGGGGUGCUCGCCUCCCCGCGCCCGGGCCCGCGCGUCGCCGAGCAGCGCCCCGAGGCUCCGGAGGGGGCGGAGCGGCGAGGCCGGCGUGCGGCUGGCGGCCCCCGUCCGCCGAUCCGGCCCCGGCCCGGCCCGCCCCCGCCCCCGCCCCCGCCUCGCCGGCCUCCCUCCGCGCCGGUGCGCGGCGCCCGGUCCCCGUCCCCGUCCCCGUCCCCGUCCCGGUCCCCGCCGCAGCCGCAGCAGCGGCCGCCCCUGCCGGGCCCGAGAGCGCCGCGCCGCGAGGCCGGGCCGGGACCGCCGGGGGCGCGGCGCCGACGCCGAGGCGCGGCCAUGGAGGGGAAGCCCCGCGCCGGGGUCGCGCUGCUCCCGGGGCCGAGCGGCCGCGGCCCUUCCGCCCUCCGCGCCCGCCGCCGCCCCGGGCUGCUGCUCCCCGGCCUCUGGCUGCGGCGGCGGCUGCUGCUGCUGCUGCUCCUGCUGGCGCGGCCGGCCUCGUGCGCCCCAGAUGAGCUCUUUCUGGAACAGCAAAACCUCUCUUUAUCCUCCGUGGAGCUCAUGAUGAAGAAAAGCACCGUGCACAGCACUGCACACGUGGCCUUAACAGAAACUGCCCCAGGGUCCCAGCAAAGCAGUUCUCUCCACGCCAUAUCAUCUCCAUCCGCCACUAUUUUUGAUACAAUCUUUUUUAACCAAGGAGCCCUGACCCAGAGUAUAGCCGAUCACAGCAUCUUUGUGGCAAAUUAUGUGUCGGUAACGAGCCACGCGGUGGUCAGAGAUGACGACGAAAUGGAUAACUUUUUGCCAGAAACGCCCUGGACCACUUCCCGCGUGGUGUCUCCGAUUGGGGAUCUCCCAGGCAGCCCGCUACUGCUGACCCCGUCUCCCCCCAUUUCUUCUUUACAAGACAAACAGGUGACAUCGGCCUGGCCAAACACGAUGCAACGACCAGCCACGUCCACCGACGAUGCCACCGGUCAUUUCAGUGCUUUCUGGUCAGCGCUUCCCGCAUCCGAGGGCCUACUUCCGACCCCCAGUAGGAAUUUGGUGCUGUAUCCUCCUGACCCUUACGGGCGCUCGGCAAGCAGGACUUUGCCAGGGACCGCGGUGUGGGGAGCAGAGGAGGCAGAGAGCCUUCUUUCUAGCUCGCUGGCUGCAGGGCCUCUGCUCUUGGGCGGCGGCACCCAGCAACCUUUUCCGCCCUGGGAGGAGGCCUCCCUGCCUCCGGAGGACGGCCUGGGCCCAGGCCUGGACAGAUACCCCGAUGCGGCCGCCGCUCUGAGUCUCGGUCUCCAAGAGGCCGGCCUUCCGGGAGCAGCCCCUGCUGCGGCUGUGGCACCGACGGCGCCGGCUUCCAGAAGCAGCAGCAGCAGCAGCAGCACAAGCUCGCCUUCCCUCUCCUCUGCUGUCGCCUUCUUGGCCCCUUCGCCGCCGCUGGCUGAGGUAUCUCGUGGCCCCCAUCCGGCCGGCAGCUCCCGAGAGUCGUCAGAGCUGUCAGAGCUGCCCGGCCCGUCCCUGCUGCUCUCCCGAGUCCUGGCCACCCAGGCCCCGAGCCCCGUGGCGUCGCUCGGGCCGCACUCGUGGCGCGCCUGCUGCCCUGUGGCGUCGCCCGGGCCCAGGCCGGCGGCCAGCCUGCCGGACGGGGAGGCCGCGGGGUCGGGGGACGGCGCCGAGCCCCUGACGUUGAGCCCGCCAGGAGCCAGCGGCCCCCCUCCCGCGGGCAGCGGAGCGGCGGGCUUCUCGGAGCUCGAAGAAGAGCCCCAGGACUUUAACACCCUCUUCCCCUCGCGGCCCGUCGUCCCGCUGUCCUCUCCCUCCGGGGGCGCCUCAGGACCGGUCCCGGCAGCUUCUGCUGAGGAGGGCCUGAGGAGCGUCGGGACCACACGGCCGUGUCCUUCCGGUGGCCACCUCGCCACGCCAGCGUCCCCCACUCCCGCUCCCUUGGGCUCCUCCUCUGUCCCCGACACCGACACCGCUGUCACAGCGUCGGGGGUGACAGCCGCGGUUCCCUGGGCCACCAGCCGUGCACUCCCCGCCUCCUCCCUCCCGGGCGCCGCAGGACAGGCCACACGGUCGCCCGCCCGCAGAGGCCCCCGUCCUCCCCCGUCUGAGGCUCCGGGGCCCUCAGUAGAGCCUUCACUCGUCCCUGAGCGGGAACCCGGUGGCUCUCCGGGCCCCGAUGCGGCCCAGGGUUUGGAUUCGGGGGCCAGUUUUUCCUCAACUCCGCCCCUGGAGUUCAGCAGCUUUGUGGCCGCCUCUUCAGAAGUCCCCGCCUCUCCGCCCUGGGGGACACCGAGCCCUGUGGCAGCCUUGGUUUCUGGGGCCUUCUCUACCUUGGUUGAGGCCGCUGCGCAGGCCGUCCCUCACUCCACAGACCCCGAGUCUUCCCCGCUCUGGCCCAGUGCAGACCUUCCGCCGAGUACAUUCCCUUCCGUCCCCAGCUCCUCUGAGGCGACACUCCCCUCAGGCUUCCCUUCCGAUUCUCUCCUGUUCUCCCAGGCGUCAGCAGUUUCGCUGGCAGGUCCUGAAGCUCAUUUUACCUCAGCCCUCACUGAAACUACCUCCUAUUCUGGGUUGUCACCCGUUGCGCGUGACUCUGGGGUCGCCACCCUGGUGCCCUCCAGGGCGGAGCCCGCCCUUGACCUUCUGACUCGUGGGACUCCCUCACCGUCCCCUUUGACCGCUUUCCCUACGACACCCGUUUUAGCGGAGUCUCCUCUCUUUCCAACUCCGACGCCGUCCAGCGACGAGGUCAGUGCUACAGAUGGUCACACGUCCGUCUUACCCUCUUUCUCCAAAGCCAUUCCUAGCACCGCACCACUGGUCACCGAGGUGUACCCGUUGUCCGCCUCCUCCCUUGUUCCUGAGGCGAUCCCCUCCCCUCUUCCUACGGAGCCCAUGUUUGUGGGCUCAUCGUUCACACCCACAGAUUCACCGGUGAACACCCCCACUGAACCGAGCACAGCCAACACCACUGCUGCCCCCGAUCCUGCUGCUGGCAGCACCCCGAGCAGCACAGCUUCGAGUCACAACUCCCAGGAGAGCAGUUCGGCACGACCGCCCCCGUCCCUGUAUCCUGUGCCCACCUCCACUUCUGAAGCAACAGUGGAUGCUCCAGCCCUGGUCCCCACCAAGCCGCCAUAUGUGUGUGAUAUUACAGUUCCCGAUGCCUAUUUGAUCACAACUGUUCUGGCCAGAAGAGCUGUGCAGGAGUACAUAAUUACAUCCAUCAAAGAGGUGUUGAGGAUUCACUUCAACCGUGCGGUAGAGCUCAAGGUUUAUGAACUGUUCGCUGACUUCACGUUCCUGGUAACAUCUGGGCCUUUCGUUUACACGGCAAUAUCAGUCAUAAAUGUACUUAUAAAUAGUAAGCUUGUACGUGACCAAACUCCAUUAAUCCUGGCUGUGAAACCUUCCUUCCUUGUGCCAGAGUCCAGGUUCCAAGUUCAUACGGUUCUUCAGUUCGUGCCUCAGAGUGUGGAUACUGGCUUCUGCAACUUUACCCAGCGCAUCGAGAAAGGCCUGAUGAUAGCUCUUUCUGAAGUGAGAAAACACCACCAGGGGACGCAUAACCUCACUGUGCAGAUCUUGAAUAUCACCAUGGGUGCUUCACGGCCCGCUCCUCGGCGGGGCCCAGUCAAUAUCAUCUUUGCCGUCAGAGGUGCGCAGGGGUUUUUGAAUGGUACAGAAGUGAGCCAGCUGCUCAGGAACUUGAGCGUGGUGGAGUUCAGUUUCUACCUGGGAUACCCUGUGCUCCAGAUCGCCGAACCCUUCCAGUACCCACAGCUAAACUUAUCUCAGUUGUUGAAGUCCUCCUGGGUGAGAACAGUUCUCCUGGGCGUCGUUGAGAAGCAGCUCCAGAAUGAAGUGUUUCAGGCUGAGAUGGAGCGCAAGCUGGCCCAGCUGCUCAGUGAGGUGUCCACCCGAAGGCGGAUGUGGAGAAGGGCCACUAUUGCUGCUGGGAACAGUGUGGUGCAGAUGGUAAACGUGUCAAGGCUGGAGGGAGAUGACAAUCCUGUGCAGCUCAUCUACUUUGUGGAGGAUCAAGAUGGAGAAAGACUCAGUGCAGUCAAGUCUUCAGAUCUGAUUAACAAGAUAGAUAUCCAGAGAGCAGCCAUUAUCUUGGGUUAUCGAAUUCAAGGCGCUGUUGCCCAACCCUUGGACAGAGUGAAGAGGCCGUCCCCAGCGUCCCAGAGCAACAACCUCUGGGUCAUUGUCGGGGUGGUCAUUCCAGUGCUGGUGGUAAUGGUGAUUGUCAUCAUCCUCUACUGGAAACUCUGCCGCACGGACAAGUUAGACUUCCAACCUGACACGGUGGCCAACAUCCAGCAGCGUCAGAAGUUGCAGAUCCCUAGCGUGAAGGGCUUUGAUUUUGCUAAGCAGCAUCUGGGUCAGCACAAUAAAGACGACAUAUUGAUUAUUCAUGAGCCAGCGCCACUGCCGGGACCUGUGAAGGACCACACCACACCUUCUGAAAAUGGAGAUGUGCCGAGCCCGAAGGCAAAGAUCCCUUCUAAGAAUGUCCGUCACAGAGGAAGAGUUUCUCCCUCGGAUGCUGACUCUACUGUAAGUGAGGAGUCCAGUGAGAGGGAUGCAGGAGACAAGACGCCAGGAACGGUGAACGAUGGCCCAUCCCACAGAGCCCCACAGAGCGGGCCACCGCUGCCCAGUUCAAGCAAUGAGCAGCACUCGUCAGCCUCCAUCUUCGAGCAUGUGGACAGGCUCUCCCGGUCCUCGGAGGCCAGCCGGCGGGUUCCCAAUAAGAUUCAACUGAUUGCCAUGCAGCCCAUCCCCGCACCUCCGGUUCAGCACCCUGUAUUGGCCGACCGGGUGGCAGAAACCAACAAAAUUAACAAAGAGAUCCAGACGGCGCUGCGGCACAAGUCCGAGAUUGAGCACCACCGGAACAAGAUCCGUCUCCGUGCCAAGCGCCGCGGGCACUACGAGUUCCCAGUGGUGGACGACCUGUCCUCGGGUGACACGCGUGAGCGGCACCGCGUGUAUCGCAGGGCUCAGAUGCAGAUCGACAAGAUCCUGGACCCCACGGCCAGUGUGCCCUCAGUGUUCAUAGAGCCUAGGAAGAGCUCCAGGAUAAAACGGUCUCCCAAACCACGCCGGAAACACCAGGUCAACGGCUGCCCGGGAGAUGCUGAGAAGGAUAGACUCAUUACCACAGACAGUGAUGGCACUUACAAAAGGCCCCCCGGUGUCCAUAACUCUGCCUACAUUGGUUGCCCAUCCGAUCCCGACCUGCCGGCUGAUGUGCAGACACCAUCCUCAGCUGAGCUGGGGAGGUAUCCAGGCCUACCCUUCCCAGCCUCCCAGUACAUCCCGCCCCAGCCGUCGAUCGAGGAGGCACGCCAGACCAUGCACUCCCUCCUGGACGAUGCUUUUGCUCUUGUGGCUCCUAGCAGCCAGCCUGCCAGUGCUACGGUCACAGGCCCUGGGGUCCCAGCUGUCCUGCCCAUGAACAGCACCCCUUCCCGGGAUGAGAGGCGAGCCUCCCAGUGGGGGUCCUUCUACAGCUCUGCUCAGACGGCCAACAACCCGUGUAGCAGAUACGAAGACUAUGGAAUGACUCCUCCAUCAGGUCCAUUGCCAAGACCAGGUUUUGGCCCCGGGUUACUGCAAUCUUCAGAGCUGCUGCCUCCCGAGCCGCAGCAGCCACAGGCAUCGGCUGAAGCCCCGUUUGCCACCCGAGGGAUCUACUCUGAGGACGUGCCAUCGGUGGCCCGGCCACGACCUGUCGGGGGCACCACAGGUUCCCAGAUUCAGCAUCUGACACAGGUGGGAAUUGCAAGCAGAAUUGGAGCCCAACCAGCGGAAAUCCCACCAACCAGAGGUGGCCAGUAUGGAGGACCUGGCUGGACUUCAUAUGGGGAUGAUGAAGCUGGCCGUAGAGAAUCUACGCAUGUGCUUGGACAUCAAGAGUAUUCUUCACCGCUGUUCCAGGUGCCAAGGACUUCAGGCAGGGAGCCCUCUGCUCCUCCCGGAAACCUCCCGCACAGGGGGCUGCCCGGUGCGGGGCUGACUUACACCACCAGCUCCACAGAAGACCUCCAACCCGGCCACUCUUCGGCUUCACUCAUCAAAGCAAUCCGAGAGGAGCUGCUCCGGCUUUCCCAGAAACAGACCGCCGUGCAGAACUUCCACAGCUGAUCGGCCUCACCUUGCAAAUUUGCCAAGUAUCUGCUUCCUGUGGAAGCAAGACUAAAUGGAAAUCAACCAAGUGGGUGUUUGUAAGAGAACGCACAUCUCCUGGGCUAGGUGCCCAUGUAAGGGAGCAAGGUGCAAUUCUAGAGGAUGCCAUAGUCAUGUGACAGGUCAUGAUGCUUUCAAUAAGUUGGCAGUUUUUUGACCACUUGGGUUUCUGUCGAAAUUUAUGUACUUUUGGCCAAAAGCCAGCAGCACUUCGUGAAGGCAAACCACAAACCGAAACUAACAAAAAUCACUAAAUUAGUCUCCUUUUUAAAGGUAAAAGAUGGAAAUGUGUAGAUGGCAUAGGGAUUAAUGGAAUCCAGCAUUUCUGGGGGAAGAUGUGUUUCAGCCUGGUUUGUAUGAUGAACUUGCUGCUUUGUUUUAUGAGAAAAGAGAUUUGAAGACAUUUUAUUAACGGCUUGAUUUCCCUCUUUUUCUCCAUAGGAACUUAUUUUAAUAGUCACAUUAACAACAAAAAUACUAAGACUGUUUGGGAAUUUUAAAAAGCUACUAGUGAGAAACCAAAUGAUAGAUUGUAGAGCCUGAUGAUUCCAAAAGAAGCCAUCAUCUGCAUUUUUUCCUUCUACUUCUGGUGCUAUAGCUCCGAGGGCCCCUUCACCUUUAUGUCUAUGAAAUGCAACUUUGGCUUUUUCAAUGGAAGAAUAUGUUGAAGAUUUCAUUUUGUCGUAGAAAGAAAGAAAGAAAGGAAAAAAGAAAGAACAAAUGAACGAACCUCCCAAAUGGGGGGCUCCAGGGGAAAGCUUAAUAUUUAUUUGGUUAUUAAAAAAUACAUAUUGGAGUUUAGAUUUACAUUCUUAAUUGUAUUUGCUGUUAUUAAUUGGGCGCAUGCAACUACAGACAGCAUCCCAUUUCAGUGCAUGCCAUUAUUAAGAUCAGUCCUAUAGAAGGAGGCUUUCUGGAGGUCCUUACUAAGCCUUGCACUUGGCUGAUGAGUUGCUCAAAAAUUAUGUUUGAAUGAGAAAUCUUACAUGAGCAAAAGUUAUUUAUAAAAACCACCAGGGCCAACAAAUUGUUAUUCAUGAGUACAUUUCUAAUAAUCACCUUCUCUGUGUUCAAGACCUGAAAAUGAAAAAGAGUUCAGUCCAGCCUCUGUAAUACAUCAAGAAAUGUAAAGAAGAGCUUUGAGGACCACAAGGGAAAGGAGAGAGUUGCUUCUGAUUUCUGAUUUUAUUGUGCAUGACCACUGGGUGACUCUUAAAACCAUCUUAUGCACUUGGGGCCUGACAGAGGGUAUCAUCUUGUCUUGAGAUUCACUCCUGAAGUUAGCAUUUCCUUACUUCCCCAGUUAAAGAAUAUAAUAACAAGGGCCUUUCUGUUUUAUGAUACCUAGUGAAGCUCAGAAGAAAAACAGAUAAUGGGGUUUCUACUAUGAAUCCUUUCUUGUUAGGCCCACUAAUACUUUUAAUUAACAAUUCAGGGCUCUGACAAAUCAAAAUCUGUAUUGAAUUCUAAGAACCCCGUAACAGCUAAAAUAGGUUUCCAUAGGGUAAUUGUUGGGGACCAGAAUCAUGUUUUAGCACUUCUUCAAUGAAGCCUGUCAGUCUUCUGUUACAGGCAGUGUUGGUUCUGGGCAGUUAAAUGUAGCCUCUUUUUAUCUGUGCCCUCUGAAAGAGGGGAGGGAUGCAGGAGAGUAAGUCUUUCAUGGAUGUGAAAGGAAUGGAAAUCCCUUUUCAGGCAGUCCUCGCAGGCUCCAAGGACUGUGGGAGAUAAGACCACUUUCUGAACUUGAUUUCUUAUCUCUUGGUCUUGGUUUAAUAUCAGACUCUCCCCAAAGUGGAGGAUUAUCUUUGCAUGUCACUCAAAAAUACCAGGUUUCCUGAAUAUGUUAAGAAUUUCAGAUACCCAAGCAGAAUCUCAUUGUGGACACCUUACAGUGAAUUCAGAUCUUGUGACAGCAAGUGGAAUAAAUGCAGGCCCCUCCUCCCAUUCUGCUCAGUCUCAUGUUUCGCACACUUGUGUACUAAGAAUGGUUACUUCCUCUAUACAUCACAGAAAUGGGCAUCUCUUUUCCAGAGGGCUGUGGUAGUGAUUUUGAUGCCUUUCAGACUAGCAUGAAAGGGUUCAACCUGUAUUGUUAAGCUUAGAAUUGAUAGGCUUUUCAACGAAUGUCAUGACCAAAGAUAGCAUAUGAUAACCAGUGGUGUGUGGUGUGGUGUGAGCAGGCUCAUGGGAUCACCAGCACUCUUGUGUUGAUUAUAAAGCACACUCUGCACUUGUUUUCUCUAAAUACCUGCAGCAGUUUUACCUGUCACCAAACUUGGGAGAGACUAACUGUCAUGGGGAGCACCACACCUAGAUGGGUCUUUGAACACUCAGUUAACGUGAUCUAUUUAAAAGAAAGGUCCUCAUGUUGAUCACGUAUGGCUUUGGAGUUCCAUUAACUGAAGCACCCUAAAGUGAAAAGUUUUGUGUGUAUUCUCUUUUCCUAGUUUAAAAGUUGGUGGUAAUAAUGCAGAUUAUAAAGUUGAGUCAGAAUUUCAGAGAAGGUUAGAGAUCGUUUUCAGAGCCUGCUUUGUCACUAGCUUGCUACGUCAGGUACCUUCCUGAACAUGUUUCUCCCCAUCAGCCAAAUGAGGACAGAGACUCUCUUUGUCUACCUCCCAGAAUUUCUUCUUUCAAGAUUCAGAUGUGAUCUUAUGAGCAAAUAACCCUUGAGGAGGGUGCACAAAGCUUGGUGAAAUGUAAAACGUUAUCUGUAUGAUUGCACUGGAAUUAGUCUGAUAUGCUGUGAUCCACCAGUGAGUGACUUUGCAUGGAGGUAACCAGAGCAAAAUUAAGGGUUCCAUGUGACUCCUCCCUCUUUCCCAAUUUGCUUGAAAUUCACAUUCUUCAUCCUUAACUUUAAAACAGCAUUUAUCAAACAUCUUUCUGCACCUGACUUUUUGCCGUUUCUAGCACCAAAAAGUCAACAUGAGCCCUGUCUUCUAGAGCUUAGAAUCUAAGACAGCACGGCUGGGUAUAAAAGACAGAAGCUACAGAUACAUAAUAUGGUGUGAACAUCAAUAAGAUUUACUGGAAAAAAAAAGAUUUACUGAAAAUACACAGGUGCAUUGGGUACUCAGAAGAAGGGAAGUUGCACAUUUGGAAACCAUGGGCUCCUUGGGGAGAAGCCUACUUCAGAAGCUACUAUAAUGAAGAUGGGGGAGCUGGUGAGAUGGCAAGGGAAGAGCUGGGGGUGAGUCUAGGUAAGGAUGGAAAAGUGGGCAAAGCUGUCCUUGAAAAUGAACUUGAUCCAGUGCAAUAUGGAAAAAGAAUCCCAAACUGCAUUGUUUAGGGAGUGCAAGAGGAGGAAAAGGAGCUGUGAGGAUGUGUUCACAAUAAUAUGGCAAGAGUUUGUGAAGAAAGUCUGCACAGCAAGAGAUCCAGUCUGAAGGAGGGAAGAGCAGGAUACCAAGAACUGCUGGAGGAUCAAUUGUAAAGUAUGAAAAUAUUGUAAGAAUUCCACCAAGGUUUUAUUGUGUAGGGCAGCUCUCUGUGGUCAGCCAUUCAAACACAUUAAAUCCUUUGUGGAGCAUAGUAGGUUAUAAAUAAACAUGUUCCACUUCUUUGUAGCUAUCUAUACAGUUUUCUCCGAAUUUUAUUUAACUUUAGAAUAUGUUUUGAUUUUGGGGGGACAUGGCUUUUGAGCAGCAGCAGACUGAGCGGGUUUUGCCAACCGGAUUUACAGGACAUGAGGCCUGUGAUGCAAAGCACAGGUGAAGGUGCACCUGAAGGCUUUGGGCCAAAGCAGGUAAUUUUGUGCUUUUAUGAGCCUCCCAUUUAACUGUGUACAGGGUCAGUGUUUACUGCAUUGUACUUCUUCAUGCUCCAGUGGCAACCCAGUCACUUGGACACUGAUUUGCAUUUGCAGUAAUCCAUGUUAAUCAUUAACGUCUCUUUCCCUUUUCAUACUAGAUUCUUAGACAUGAAUGAAUUUGCUGGUUGAAAGGAAAGCUGGUUAAGGUUCUGGGCAGGCGAGAAGAGGGGCUCCAGUCUUAACUACCAUACUAACUUCAGCUCGAGGUGAGCUUUAGCCAUUCCAUUUCUACCUCCAAAGCCAGUCUCCAGAGCCUGCUUAUCCACAUUUGUCCCUGACAGGAGCGUGAGGGAGUCCACUUCUGUACCUGCACACUGACCAUUUAAUCACAAAACACAUUUUUAUGGAAUGGUAACUUGAACUUCGUUUUUACAUUUAAUCCAACACAUUAAUGGAUAUUCUUAUAACAGGUGAGAGGGGUUCCUAAGAGCAACUGCUGUAAUAUACUCAUAAAAUGUAAUAGGCUCACACUUACUACCUAAUGAAUAAGGAAUGUGUAUGUUUUAGGUUUCUUUUGAUAUUCUUGGAGGUGACUUUUGAGUGUUUAGGACUCCUCUCUCUAGUAUUAAAAAGACUUGAAAACUGAAACCUCACGGUACGAUCCUAUUUCCAUGCUUGUGUGUGUUAACAGUACAUUUGGGAAUUUAUCUUAACAUGCAGCAGCAUUGAAAUUUAGGACAAGAAUAUUAAAUGCUUUUGGAAACAUGAAACAAAGUUAGGAACCAGCGAACAAGUGAGAGAAGGAAUGAAUUUCUCAAUCUGAGGUGGUCUAGUCCAAAUUAGUUUCCCACAGGGUAGUUAUGCAGGCUCCUUGCUUAUCCUUCUUCCAGGUUUUAAUGCUCUCGGGCCAUUUCACAUUUCAAGAAAGAGUGAAUGGUAGAAGGGACAGAGAUAAAAAUUGAAAUGAAUCGCUCGGUCCCUAAUUCCACAAAACCUUUCUGGACAUCUUGGAGUAUCAUGAAGGGUCUCAUGCCGCUGUUUCAAGCAUUCAUGGCUUGACUCCCUAAGUAUGCAAGUUAGGAAUAGUACAGGGCCAAGUUUAAGGCAGACACCCAGUACUAUUCCUCUUGUUCAUGUUGGGAAAGAAGGAGAGGAGGCUCCACUGAUUAAUGCACUUGCUCUAAACACCAGAGGGCUCAUUUGAGAAGGAGGGGGUAAGAACUCAUCUUGGCCUUCCUCCAGAGCAUCUUCGAGGGAGCAUGGAGAUUGGGCCCAUUGCCCUUGCAGGAAAGGUGGCUCGGCAGAGCUGCUCCAGGAUGCCUACUUGUCUCCUGCUUGGUCAAGGUCCAUGUUCUUCUGACUCUUCCUGCAUUCUCAUUCCUGAAUUGUGAGUGCUAAUGUACGAAAAUAUGCAGACUAAAUUGAGGCCACUCGUGGCAUCAGUACUGCAACUUGAAUUUGACAAUCAUGGUUUGCUGGUCUCAAACGGGCACUUAAAUUUCAGUGUGGGUAUAUGAUUUAGUAAUCGAACCCUCCUUUCUAUUUGUUGGUUAUGUUUCUACCCUUCAAUUAGCUGCCCUGUUUUCUAAUGUGCUGUAGAGUUUUUGAAAUAAUUUAUGCAAGUGUUUGGUUUCCAUGUUUACAAUUUAUACUGCUUUCCUAGCAUUUUAAAUGGAAAUGUCAAUAAAUGCUAUGAAUUGGUGUCCAAA
Molecule: messenger RNA, 12396 nt
Organism: Canis lupus familiaris (dog)
Lineage: Eukaryota; Metazoa; Chordata; Mammalia; Carnivora; Canidae
Product: KIAA1549
Source: RefSeq, a predicted model, not a curated record